Molecule: messenger RNA, 10026 nt
Organism: Tachysurus fulvidraco (yellow catfish)
Lineage: Eukaryota; Metazoa; Chordata; Actinopteri; Siluriformes; Bagridae
Product: UPF0606 protein KIAA1549
Exons: 22
Coding region: 515-4948 (1477 amino acids)
Source: RefSeq, a predicted model, not a curated record
AAGGGGGCGGGGUCAGGCAUCCGGUCGGUGGUGGUGUGUAAGGCGAUGUUUCACCGAAUUCCCUGGUUCGCGUGCUGAAAUGGACCGGACCGGGUCGCGCGCGUCCUUUCUCAGGGUCCGUGUGUUUGUCUGAAGCGGCGCGCGCGCGCGCGUUACAGCCUGUGUAUCUCGGACACAACGGAAUUAACGCAAAAGGCUGUAGAGGAACAUCGCAGCUAACGGAUCGUAUAUUUAGUAGGUUUACUGUCCCGGUUUUGGAGAGUGUCGGAGGAAACCGUGUGGAUACCAGGAGGUGUGUGUCUGUGUGUGUGUGUGUGUGUGAUGAGGGGUGUGUAGUGAUGAAGAAGAUGAUGAUGAUGAUGAUGGUGGUGGUGGUGAUGCUGAGCAUGGCCCUCUGCUGCAUCUCUACAUGACAGAGAUGCCUGAAACUGGAAGGCAGCCACGCAGGAUGAUGGACGUCUUCCAUGGAGGAAACACGUCAGGUUCAUGCAUUAUGUCAUAAACAGCAAGCAGGAUGGAGAAGUCAGAGGGAGAAAGGGCAGGUUUGAGGGCAAUGCCUGUGAAGGCCCGGCGUCUGAUUGGCUGCUGCUUGCUCCUGCUCUUGGCAUUGAUGCUUGUUUCCAUAGCGACUACAAGCACACCUGUGUCAGAGAAACUCCCGUCCGGUCUAUCCAAACGGGACUCUGGUUUCUUCCCGACACAUGCAGGCUUACAACAAGCUUUGUUAUCCUUAUCGCAAUACUCAGAAAAUCCCAGAAGCAAAGCUCAUACAUCAUCAGAUGCCAAGCAUCCUGCACAACCUGUUCGCCAUGACAAUGCAUCUGGCAUAGCUCCUACACCAUCCCUAGGUGCUGAUGGUGGGUCAGGUAACCUAGGUGAUAGUGCACAUGGCAUUCACCUGCUGCUACGUCCUCCAGACCUUCUCACACCAAGUCAGAUGCCUCCUCUUCAUGGCCACAGCCCACCUACACCGGCUCCUCCUACUUUGCUUACACAUGAAGACUUGGACUCUGCUCAGUCUACAGAAGUAGACUGGGGUUCUGGGGAUUACCUGGAGACUUUAACCUUCAUGGGCUCUGACGGUGAUGACCUUUCGUUGGUCACCACCCUUCCCACACAUGGAUAUGACUCAUAUGAAAUUGAGGAUGACGACGCUGGAGUCCGUUACAACACCGACUUUCCAUCACGGCCUGUUCCAACUCUUUCCUCUGGGCAUUUGCUACCGAGUGUAACUCUUGGAUAUGGAACUAGCCUAAGGACUGCCCACCCCUCUGAUCCCCGCCUGCCCCAUGUCCCAGAUACUGCCCAGGAUGAUCUGGAUUUUGACUGGGCAGAACUAUACCCUAUUGAACCCACUGAAAUGCUGCUUCCAGAUAUGAACAGUAUGGAGUAUUACAACACGCUACUGGCCAAAGAGAAUGCUAGUGCUGCUCGCAACCAGACACACCUGACUCCCCCUCAUAUCACUCCUACAGCGACUCAUACACAACUUACAGCCUCCACGCACACACUCACCCCUUCUCUGGGUGUUGGCCCUAAUACAGUAACAGAACAAGUAGAUACACCUCACUCCAUACCUGGAGUUACCCCCACUCCUCCACAAAAAACUACUGUACAGCCUGCUGAAGUACCUUCUUACCCAGGGAAGGGGUCUCCUCGACCAGCUUUACCAGACACUAAAGAAGGUAGUGAACAACCUGUAGUUCCAUCAGUUAUCCCACAGGGUCCAGACAUCCAGGCUGUAACAGUUAAAGUCCCUUCUGCUCACAAACCUCAAACAUCUACCAAAGCUAUGACUACCACUACAACAACUACAACCACCAUGUCCAAACCAGUACCUCCUGCUCCCAGAAUCCCACUUCCCAUUGCACCCCGGCAGUAUGUCUGCAACAUCACCAAGCAAGACAUGUACCUGGUCAGAGUAGGCAUGCCAAGUGCGACCUCUGUGGCGUUUGCGAAGGCUCAUGUGAAGGAGAUUUUGAGGCGAGAGUUCAACCGGACAGUAGAGCUGCAGGUACUUAAAGCUCCACCCAAUUUUGUUUUCCGGGCCGUAUCUGGCCCAAACGUAUACACCGCCGUGUCAAUCAUCAACACCCUCCGCCAAUCAGCUCGCAGCACUUCGUCCUCCACAAUCCUCACUGUCACACCUAUAUAUCCCGUACCCGAACACAUCAAUCAGGUGCAUUCAGUUUUGCAGUUUGUUCCGAGCCACGUGGACGUGCGUGUGUGCAGCUUCAGUGAGCGUGUGGAGCGGGGACUCUUCAUGGCUUAUUCAGAAGUUCGCAGGCGAUUGCAGGAGAACGGGAACUUCUCUGUUCUUAUCUUGAACAUCACCGUCAGUUUGGCCAAAGGCCAGAAGCAGCAGAAAACUCCAGUGGACAUCACGUUCGCCAUCCGAGAUUCUCACGGCUACCUCAGAGGCUCCGACGUCAGCGCUCACCUGAGACAGCUGCAUGUGGUGGAGUUCAGCUUCUACCUGGGCUUUCCUGCAGUGCAGAUCGCAGAGCCUUUUCAUUAUCCGGAGUUAAACGUAUCUCAUCAUUUGCGAUCGUCUUGGGUAAAGACAGUGUUACUGGGCGUGUUAGAUCAGCGUGUGAGUGAGCGGACGUUCCUUGCUAAAAUGGAGAGGAGACUGGCUGUGCUGGUGGGAGAGGGGCUUGGGCUCGGUGGUGGGCGUCGCUGGAGACGAGCAACCACUGUGGGCAACAACAGCGUGCAGAUUGUACGAGCUUUACGCCUGGACGGGGCAGAUAACCCUCUAGAGCUGGUGUAUUUUGUGGAGGCGGGGUCAGGUGAGCGGCUGUCGGCUCAGACUACAGCUGCCAUGCUGAACAGACUCAACCUACAGAGGGCAGCAAUUGUGUUGGGCUACCGUGUGCAUGGGAUACUGGCUACACCGGUGGAGAAGUUAUCCCUGACCCCGUCUGAGACGCAGCCCAGUAAUGUGUGGCUGAUUAUUGGGGUGGUGGUCCCAGGGGUGGUGGUCCUCCUCAUCAUCAUCAUCCUCUACUGGAAACUGUGCCGCUCUGAGAAACUGGAGUUCCAACCAGACGCCAUGAGCACCAUCCAACAGAGACAGAAGGUCUGGGUCGAACCAUUUCACAGUCUCCAGGCCCCAAGUGUGAAAGGCUUUGACUUUGCCAAGCUCCACCUUGGACAGCAUAGUAAAGAUGACAUCAUGGUGAUCCAAGAACCCUCUCCUUUGCCUCCAUCUGUCAAAGAGGCCACGCCUUCUGAAGGUGGAGAACUGAACACACCUAAAUCCAAAAGCUCAUCCACUAAAGUGUCACGUGCAGCUCGUAGGAGGAGCAGAUUGUCCCCAUCUGAUGGUGACUCAUUGGCCAGUGAGGCGUCCAGUGGCCGAGAGUCAGCUGAGGAAAGCACCAGACCUGCAGUCACACCCAGUGACAGCAAACCUCAUCACCGCAAGAGCAAACAUGCCAAGAACAAACUUGGUGCGACAUCAGGCAGCGGAGCUGAUGAACAGUUAUCUUCCUCCUCUAUAUUUGACCAUGUGGAUCGACUGUCUCGAGGCUCGUCUGAUGGAACACGCCGGGUCUCCAAUAAGGUCCAGUUAAUCGCCAUGCAGCCUGUUCCGAGCCCGUCCUCUCAUUCACAUAACCAAGCCCUAAGCCCCGCCCUCAGUGAAAGGAUUGCGGAUGGAGGCAAGGUUAGCUCAGAGAUCCAGGUUGCUCUCAGGCAUAAGUCUGAGAUCGAACACCACCGAAAUAAGAUACGACUGCGAGCCAAGAGAAAAGGCCACUACGAGUUUCCGUCCAUGGAGGACAUUAUAGCGGUGUUCGGAGACAGCUCAGAGCAGCAGCGGGUGUAUCAGCAAGCCCAGGAGCAAAUACACAAGAUCCUGCAUCCUAAUACACAAAUAGCUUCACCCAAUAGAGAGCCUCACAGGAGAGGCAGACGUUCUCCCAGACAGCGUCAAAGGCAGAAUUUGAGUGGAAACAGCAGCCUGACAGAUAAAGAUCGUCUCAUUUCUGAUGGCGAUGCCACAUACAGGAAGUACCCUGGAGUCAACAACGUGGCCUACAUGUCGGACGCAGAUCGGCUCCCUGAUGUCAGCAGCCCUUCCCCGACUGAUGAGGUAUUUGUUGACCCGGGGUCUCCGCCUCCUGGACCCGCCCCUGCUCCACCUGCUUAUAUUCCACCUCAGCCAAGCAUCGAAGAGGCGCGUCAGCAAAUGCACUCCCUGUUAGAUGAUGCAUUUGCCUUGGUCUCACCCUCCUCUCAGAGCAGCUCCGCCCCUCUGAACAUCACUGGGGUAACAACAAUUCCUGGAGAAGAAGGAGUCAGUCCUGGUCCACCCUCUAGUCCACCACCGCGUUCUGUCCGCCAGUGGGGCUCGUCAUCCUACCCAGCAGCCCCUGCACACAGUCCCUUCUCUGCAAGGUAUGCUGAAUUAGGAAUGUCCCCUACAUCUGUACAAAACUUAUUGCACAGGCAGACGAUGGGCUCAGGAUAUCUGGCAUCUGGAGAGCUACAGUCUGAUCCAGGUUACACAAGCAGCGGACAGUAUGGGGAUGAUAUCUCAUCAUCCUCCCGACCACGACCUGUAGGGGGCAGCACAGGUGCACAGCUACAUCAGCUGACACAGGUAGGCCUGUCCAGUCAGAUCGCUGUGUAUCCCGGAGUGGGACGUAGUGUAUCCGGACCCUCAGGAUCCAGCUGGGCCCAGUACCGUUCAGACGAAGAGGUCUCCAGACCUGGAAAUAAUCCGGAGGCUAUCCUGUCGUUCCCAGAGUACUCCUCAUCACCCGUGUUCCAGAUGCCCCGGUCGUCCCUUAGAGAUCCUCCCAUGCCCACAGCAGGCUACAGCGGUCUGGAGGAAGCCUCUCCAACUGUGCAGUCCUCAGCUUCACUUAUCAAGGCCAUCAGGGAGGAGCUGCAAAGACUCUCCCAGAAACAACCAGCCAUGACAGUCUACCACAGUUGAGAAACACCGUGCCGAACACUGGCUAAACUCCGCCCAUAGUUGAUCCCUGAACUAGCUGAUUAUAAACAUGCUACCUAAUCCCUCACUGAAUACAUGCACCAGAGCCACGGUUUGUAAGAACCCUAUUUCUAUUCAUAUUCAGCAGGCUGGACUGAUACUCAAAGAGAUACCACUGCUGAGCAACAAUACAUGGACCAUUUGGAUAAAACCUGAGGAGGGAAAAACCCCCAGCAUACCACUAAUCAGACAUCACUAACUUAAAAUACAACAAGUCACCUCACUCACGAAUAUCCAAUAGAAACUCUUCUCUCCUAAACUGCAUGCUAUUUGGAAAUAGUUAUACAGAAGAAAAAAGAGACGUUUGUGAUUUUUUUUCCCCUCAAAUCCAGCGUGAGACCCCUUCUCUCCUCAGUGCCAUUUCUUACAUGUCGGUCAAAGUGCUUCCUUCAGAAGGGUCAUCAUCCAACCCCUCGAUUUCCUCUGGUGCUAAAUCUCAUUCCCAUUUUCAUCAUCCAUGCCUAAUAAUUGUAGCAGUGAUCACCAAUGGCUUUUCCUUUAAAUCUACGUUUCUGUUUAAUUUAGUUCCAAAAAAAAACAACACACAGAUGCAGGAUACCAUGAUUAUGUGUGUUACGAUGGCUGUUCGAUGGCUUUAAACAGGGAAAGUAUAAAUAGUCUAUUAUACUCAAAAACAUUCUUGUAUCAUUUGAGAAGAGUUUUGGGAUGAAAGGAUGUGAGCUAAUCUGAUGACACGACAUCAGAUAGAGAAAGACGAAAUGAACGGUGGCUGUGAACAAAGGAAAUUAUAUUUGGAUCAACAGCAGUCAGAAAGAACAAGAGGCACAACAUAUAAGAGCUCUAUUUAUGAGACCCAUGACACAUCCUUCGUACAAUUUAUCCAACUACAAUUACUUUGCUUUUUACUGCGAAAUAUGCUUUGUUCGGCGUUUAGGUUUAGUUCUAAAACCGUUACUUCAUCCAUGUUCUCCCUGUGCCUUGGGGGUUUCUCCGGGUUCUCCAGUUUCCUCCAUCAGUCUAAAGACAUGCAUUGUUGGCUGACUACCAUCUCUAAAUUGUCUGUAUUGCGUGAUAGGGUGUGUGAGUGUACGUGUUAUUGUUCCCUGAGAUAGACUGGCAUCCUGUCCGGACUGUUUCCUUGCCUGUGCCCCGAGUCUCAUUGGAUAGAUUCCCGGUUUCCCACAAGCCAGUAUGAUAAGCAGUGUGGAGAAUGAAUAGAUGGAUGGAUGGACAAAAAAUCAUAGAUAGGGUGUGUAGGAUGCUCUGUUUGAGAAUGCACAAUCAUCACAUAGUUUUUUGUUUUUUUUUUGCUUCAAGCCAUCCAUUUAAUUUAACGCUAGAUCUUCUGGAACAGAUUUGGUGACCACUGACUUACAGAGUUUUACCCAUGUCCCGUCUUCUGUCCAAACUCUACUCUUCAGUCCAUUUGUGCAUCAUCACAAAAAAAGUAGCCACUCUGUUGCCUGUUCCAUUUCUCCGGUGGAUCAAAAUGCCAAAAUGUUCACUCAGUUAAAAGAAGGAUUACGUCAUGAGACCCAAACUGAAGGAAAGUUGUUGCUCGGUAUCAUCACGACUUUAUGUCACCGUCUAUUCAGAAUGCUGGGACGAAUUGUAUUUGUAUUUUUUUUUUUUUUGAGCUUGUUUUUGCCUGUGAAUCGUGAGAGUUUGGCUGUGCCGUGAGCCGGUGUCUUCAUUUAGAGUAGGGCACGCUUAGCGCUUUCCCCCUUGGUGUGGAUAGUUCUCAGUUUACAGCUGUUUGUUUUGCACAGUUUUUCAUCUUUGCACAAUGUUUUCACAGUUGCAAUGCUAAAAAUUCUUAUAAGGGUAUCUAGAAAUAAGAGAAAACUGUUCAGUACAGAUAUAUAUAGAUAUGCUUUAUAUAUAUAUAUAUAUAUAUAUAUAAAGAAUUAUAAUAUACAUAAAUACAUAUAUCAAUUGCAUAUUGAUGUAUUCCUGAUGAGCACAAUAUGAUUGUACUGUAUGUCUAAACUAUAUUUAGAUUUUCUUUAUUUUCUUUAUCACUAUAAAUAUAUGAAGACAUUUACAUGUUGGAUAAUGUGUUGGUAUGAGAUAUGAGAAUAUAAAAAAAAGACCAGAUCACUGUUAAGGCAUAUAGAUGGUUUAGCUCAGUAGGCAAGCUGUAUUUCCGUGUAUACAAUCAUGUGAAUUUGGGCUAAGAAUUUUAUUUUGUCGUCAUGGUGGUUGUAAGGUUAUGUGACGAGAUGGACCUGUUAUGUAUUGUGUUGUACACCAUGCCAUUUAAAAAAAAAUCAUUUCUCUGACAAUUCAAAUGGAGCAUAUACUCACCCUAACAGGCCUUAAGUCAAGCUGCAUGUUAAUUAUUGCUUUUUUUUUUCUUAUUUUAAUGUGUUGAUGUCUUGAUGGGCAUGCUACUAUAUAUGCUUUAAAAAAAAAGAAACAUGCUUAAAAACUGUGUGAAAUCCUAAAACAAGCUUGAUAGAUAGAUUUUGUUGAACUUGAGUGAAUAAUGUGUACUAACUGGUGGUAGAGGAGAUUAAACAUGAACGGUCAAAGCACAGAUUAGUCAUUGUGAGGGGAGAGAGAGAGAGAGAGAGAGAGAGAGAAGCUUCAAUAUUUUGCAAUUUAUAUACAGUACCUGAGUAAUAUUUUUUUGAAACCGCUGAAAAGUCAGUAUUUCUGAAUGAAAUAUAAAAAUACAGAGAGAUAUAAUAUGUAUAUGGACCAUUUUAAAAAUAAAAAUGUGUAAAGGUAAAUGUCAUUCUCUAAAGCAGACUUCUGCAAAGACCAACUGGGAAAAGUUUUCUUUGGGUAUAACACCAGUCAGUCAGUCAGUCAGUCAGUCAGUCAUGUACAGAGCAACUGAGGUGACAUGGUGGAUGUUUUUGAAUAGAAGAGGAUGAGAAAUGUGUCUCUGAUUGUAUUACCUGAUUCGAUGGCUUAACGUUAUGGAGCGUCAUACAUAACACGUGACCUCUAGAAUAAUUUAGCAGGAAUGUGGAGAAUUCCUUAAGGCUAGGGGUAUUUCCAUACCUUGGAGUAUGGAGUACCUUGUGUCAUGCCCAAGUCCCCUGGUAUAGAGUCCAGAUUUGCCAUGAACCUGUGUAGGAUUAAAUGGAUGGAUGGAUGGAUGGAUGGAUGGAUGGAUGGAUGGAUGGAUGAAGCAUAACUGAACCAGCUGUCAUGAGUUAAGUACUUCAUGACUAAGAAAUAGAUCUUGAGGAACUUCAAUCAUAAGCUCAAUAUAAUAAACUGUAGCAACAACAUAUUGAAAAAAUACACCAUGUCACAUCAGCAGCUCUGUAGUCAGUAAAGUAACGUUUAAAUAUGAAUACUUUAUUUACAUUAUUAUCAUGCCAUGUUUCGGCCACUUGACCAAUAUGGUGCUAUUCAAUAUAUUUAUUUAUUUGUGUGUGUGUGUGUGUGUGUGUGUGUGUGUGUGUGUGUGUGUGUGUGUGUGUGUGUGUGUGUGUGUGUGUGGGUUGGGUGGGCUGUUGGGUGGGUGGUUGAGUGGGUAAGAAUGACACAGUGUUAACCCAGUAAAAACCCAACUUUUGCUGUUGAAAUGAUUCAGAUGUUUAUCUCUGAUAUCUCUAGAAUCAGAUAGGCCUAGGCCUCAGGUUUAUGUGAGUGUGAGAUAUUGAGGAAGAGAAAUUACUGUUUUUGUUCAUGUCUAAGUGUGUAAGUGCCAUAAAGAAGGAUAUUGAAAGCUCAUCGGAAUAUUCCAGCAUUUUUACAACCUAAUGUCUAUCAGCUUUAUUCCUAGCAUGUUCCUAUGUGAUUACUGCAGGUGAGAGUUUGGACAUUUUUCUGCAUUAAGAAAAGAAUUGGAUGGUGUUAAAGGUGAUAAAAUAAAAGUAUCAAAAUUAUAUACUCAAUUAUAAUUUUAUGUAACUACAAAAAUAAAUAAGUAAUUGCUAUUGUAAAAGGUUUCAAUUUCCAUUACGUAAGUCUACAAAGUAUUCAGAAAAGUAAAGCUUCAUUAAACACACAGAUUUCAGUGUUUCUGUUACAAAGUGAACAAGAACCAUGGUAAAGCAUUCCUCAGGCAGAAUUACCAACAACUCUAUACAUAAUCUUUCAAAUGUUAGCUAGCAUAAUAUCUGAAAGCUAAUCUCUUGAUGUUUGUAACACAAACUGCAGUGAUAAAUACAAAUAAAUACAAAAGCGCAUGUAGCUUUAACCCUAACCCUGAUGGAUCUUACAGUAGGUCUCAUUCUCACUGUUAAAGGUCAAAUUUGUUAUGAAGUUGGAUUGAAUUUAUUUCUGAAAGUCUGGCUAGGUUUCAAGAACGCUGGAGUAUUCCUGGAGUAUAGUAAAGAAUGAUCAUUUUAGUCACUUCUAAAGUCCCCAUUUACACCCGAUUUCUUCUUCUGAUAUGUCUGGAUUGAAUUCUGAUCACAUUUUAUGAUUGUUUACACUUCUUGUCAAAUGGUGAUUUGAAUACUGCCACAACUGCCACUUUGUGUCAGUAUGCAAAUCAGAUCCUAAUAUCAGCUUUGGCUGUUGCUAGUUUUCAGUUGGUUCAUGGCAGUAAUAAUGGCUGCAAUAACUAAAAUCUCUAAAACUAAAAUAAAGAAAAUCUCCAACUUUGGUAAUCUGGAAUAAUCUAGAUAGGGUUUCAGUUCAGUUCAAUUCAUUUACACUUAUACAACAUUUCUGGUUAAAACGUGUCUCAGGUCUCAAGUGGAUUGGAUUUAAAUCUGUUUUAAACCCAAAUCUGUUCAUUUCCAUAUAUCCAUAUCCAGAUUUAAUCUCCAUUCUCAAUGCACUAUUUCGAUGUUUUAAACUGGACACAUUUACAGUUUGAGUCUAUCCAGAUCAGUGUUAUCAACAUAAAAAGCAUAGUAAAUGCACCCAUUUAUGUGGAUAAUCUUCAUCCGGAUAUAAUCCAGAGUGUAAAUGGGGUCACAUGAUAUCUAGGUUCCUUGUUAGCACCUGGGAAACCUCUUUCCUUUUUGUGUCUAUAUUACAUUUCACUCUCUUGGUCUCUGCAAACUGCAUCCCUGUAUUUAACAUGUACUGUCUCUAGAUUGUUGUGCAAAAACAAGGGAUAAUAAAAUCAUGUGCAUUCAAAAUUA